AAUCAAAAAGGAUUCCAUUUUGGGUUUUUGAAGCAAAAUAAAAGAGCUACAAGAUCAUCACAAGUUUUUUUUGAGGAAAGAAAAAAAAUAGAAAGUACAAAAACAGUAUAAGUCGAAUAUAUUCGUUCGUUCAACAUAAAAAAUAUAAAAACAAGAAAACAUUCACCAAUUUGAGCAUCAUGAAAGUGGAAAUUAGUUCUGCCGCAGACUUUCUGAUGAAUUUAUUGCGCGUAAGACAGCAAGAGAAUUCUUUAUCUGAAACUCAACUACAUUCAUUUAGAGGCUCUUUAAUUACUAUUCUUCACGAAAAAUUUCGGGAUCAUUGGUACAUCGAGAAUCCAAGAAAAGGAAGUGGCUUUCGAUGCAUCAGAGUCAACGCCGAAAUUUCGGAUCCCUGUAUUUCAAAAGCAGCAAACAACUGUUGUAUUAGUACAGGUGUGAUUCGAGACUUAUUACCACAAGAGAUUACUUUAUGGAUCGAUCCAACGACAGUAUGCUAUCGAAUUGGUGAGAAUGGCUCGAUAUCGUGUCUCUACGAUGCUAAUCGAUCAAGUCCAUCGAACUCAUUAGAUUCGACAGAGAGUAGCGAGGAUCGUUGCGAGAUUUCACCCGAAAUCAAUAAGUUAGUUUUAGAUUUAUACGAGAAAUCUAACAACUCAAUUAUAACGAAACCAAAGCGUUAUUUGAAAAAUCGCCAGACAAACAAUAGUCCACCUAAGUACUAUCACUCGUUUUAUCAUCAGCAUCAUUAUCAUCAAUCGCCAUCAAAUAAUCAAUAUUACCAAAAUAAAGCAUACUAAAAUUGGACACAAAAACAACAUAAAAUAAAAUUACAAAUGAACUUUUUUUUUGAACAUAAGUAAAAGACGACGUGACCCGAUAUUGCACUAUCGUGGAUCCGAUUUAUAAACACACAAAACAAAUUAAGAAAAAAAAAAACAAUUCUUUUUAUUAAAAAAAAAAAAAUGAAAAAAAUGAUGAAUAACGGCUACCUUAGUGAAUAAUAGUGAUAAGAGAUUUUUUUAUAAAUUGAACACAGAUUUAUUUAUUACGAAAAAAUGCAGUUGCUGCUGCAUCC
Molecule: messenger RNA, 1078 nt
Organism: Chironomus riparius
Lineage: Eukaryota; Metazoa; Arthropoda; Insecta; Diptera; Chironomidae
Source: the annotation of a GenBank genome assembly